AUGAGUAUUUUUCCAGAUGAAAGUGAGUUGUUUUGUUGAAACAUCUGUUGAUUUAUCGAACAUUUUCCAGUUGAACUAGAAUUAUUAUACCUCGACCAGUUGAAAAAUGUAUCAGAGAAGACGCGAUUAAUUAUUCAACUUUUUGAAUUGACAAGUUUUGAUGAUUUGGAUCAACAUAAAGACCUUGCAAUAAGUGUAGUUUUAUAUACUUUCAAAAGAUUAUGGGAUACAAAAGGACGUUUCAUGGGUUUCUAUCUUUAUAUUGUCAACAGUAUUCAUAUUGAUGAAUAUCAGUUUGUGGAUUAUUUGAUUGAAAUAUAUCGAAGAGGAUUUAUUGAUGUUAUUCCUGUUCUCAAUUUUUUCGCAUGUUUUCGAUUGGAUGAAUCACGGUAUCUCAAUUUAACUGUUGAACAUUUGACAAAUGUAAGUUGAUUAUCAAAUAUCAAUUUUCAAAACAAAACAAAUAAUUUCUUCAGUUCCUAAAAAUGUGUGAUAUUGACGAAAACCGAAGAAUUAUUCAAUUUUUCGAAGGUGGAACAUUGGAACAUGGAUCUGCUUUGAAACGUGUCAAAAAGGUUAUGAUGAAUCAUUAUGGAGCUGCUUUUGAAGAAGCUGUCGAACCAGAUGAUAUCUUGAAAAAAUUAUGCGAAUUUGAAGUAUUUGCUGAAGUAGAUGAUAUAAUUGAAUUAUUAUUGCCAAGAAUUUACUAUAUUAUGGCGGAGGAUGAAAUGUUUUCAUUGAGAAUUGCGAUGGUGAGUUAUUUUUAGAAAAAUUAAAACAUCGUGUUAUAUUUACAGACUCUUGCAAUGUGUGGUUUCGAUAGAAAUAAUAAAAAUCAAAGUAACCGAAUGGAAGUGAUAUUUCCAAUAAUUCGAUUUCUAUAUAAACAUAUUCAAGAUCCUUAUAACUAUGAUAUUGGAAAAGUUGAGUUAGCUGUUCAGCUCUUCAAAAAUUUUGUUGAUUCUCGAAUCGAAGUUUUUCCCGGAAUAUUCCAACCGAUUCCAAUAUUUCCCGAUCAACUUACUAUAAUUUAUGAUGAUUUGGAAUCGAAAAUGGGGAGCUCUCAAAGCACUUAUCAAGCGAAAUGUAUUGCUAUGCUCAGGUUAGACUAGACUUUUUGUUGGAAAAAAUAGAAAGAAAGAAAGAAAUUUUCAGAUACAAACUUGUGGAUAUUAUUCGAGGAGAUAACAAAUUUCCCAUAAGAAUGGGUGCAUCUUUUGGAGAUGCGAAAGAAAUUGCGAGACCUGAAAGAAUUCAUUAUUUACUUGAAUGCUCUAGGAAUGGAAUGUUAUCCGAAGAUCUUUCUUAUCUAGAUGAGCAAUAUGUGCGUUUUUGA
Molecule: messenger RNA, 1336 nt
Organism: Caenorhabditis angaria
Lineage: Eukaryota; Metazoa; Nematoda; Chromadorea; Rhabditida; Rhabditidae
Source: the annotation of a GenBank genome assembly